AUGACGAGUUUAAUAAAGACAGAAAAAAGCUCAUCCUCUCCUUCUACAUCUCCCUCACUUCCAGUAUCUGUUAGUCAAGCUCCAUUUGCAACACUUUCCACUACUCUACAAGAUGAUUCGAACACUGCUUUGGGUAAACUGAUGGAGCAGUACAAUCGUCUGAAAUCAGAUGGUGAACGAGUAAUGAUCACAAGCGAUGUACAGUAUGCUGCUUAUCCAACUUGGACUACAUCACCAAAUUGGUGGGAUACAACAUCAACCUUCACUGCGUUCUCUUACGCUCCAGAAACUGCUGCGACAGCUUAUCCACCUUACUUAGCUACUCCAUUGAAUAUUCUGCAAGCAGCAGCGGUACCUGUUACUUCAGCCUCCGCAACGUUAAACCCUCGUUUGCUCCGUCAGAAUGCUCCAAACAGCACAACGACCAGCGCUCCAACGGCAAAUAAGUACAGUUCUCGAGGAAACUGUGAGUGCCCAAAUUGUGCGGAAGCUGAACGUAUCGGAAUCAACAAUGUUCCGAUGAAGAAACGUAACAUUCACAGUUGUCAUAUUCGUGGUUGUGGAAAAGUUUAUAAUAAAAGCAGUCACUUAAAAGCCCAUCUUAGAUGGCAUAGUGGUGAAAGACCACCAGUUAAGAAAGCUGCCCGGUAA
This is a messenger RNA of Auanema sp. JU1783, 651 nucleotides long. The record is from the annotation of a GenBank genome assembly. NCBI's taxonomy places the organism in Eukaryota, Metazoa, Nematoda, Chromadorea, Rhabditida, Rhabditidae.